Mercenaria mercenaria is the source of this 2362-nucleotide messenger RNA. RefSeq lists its product as uncharacterized. Lineage: Eukaryota; Metazoa; Mollusca; Bivalvia; Venerida; Veneridae. The transcript is spliced from 4 exons. Gene Ontology annotation, molecular function: metal ion binding. The coding region runs from base 74 to 523 and encodes 149 amino acids. The record is from RefSeq and is a predicted model, not a curated record.
AAAACAAUGUUACGGAUGUAAAGUAAUUAUAGUCACAUUUAAAGGAUGUAAAUACUACAGUGUAAACUCCUAUAUGUCAUUUAUUAUCAGCAACGUAAACAAUAUGUCAACAUGCUAUAUUUUUGUGACUUUAUUUACAGUGCUAAUCACAAAUGGUCUGUGUACAGGAAGUUCAGGUAGUGGUGGGCCAUGUUACAGUAUGAGCCAGACUAAAUGUCAACAAGCAUGGACUAAUCUAUGGGUAGCCCAACAUGAGAGACAAGACAACAAGAUAUGCCAGUAUUUUGGAGAUCUAAACAAAUGCACCAUGGAUUUCAAGGCUACGUGUAGAUUUGAACGUCAUGAGGAUGACCUGUAUCAGGAGGACAUUGUCAACGUAUACUCCAAAAAGCCGUACAGCUGUGCAGUAAUAGGAGGAAAUAUCCGAUACAAGGAAGACGAAGGGGAAGAGAAUUCUGUGAGCAGGUCUCAACAAAGCAUCUAUUUGAUAACGUUUCUUGCCUUAAUCUUGACGCUGACAUAAAUUCAUUGAAAGUGACUAUUUAGAGACAGCUUGCAACAACUGUACAUAUAUUUAGAUCAUACUGGAGAAAUUUAUGUAUUAUGUGUCAAAUUUUGUAAGUUUUAGAAACUUCAUUUCUCUUAUGUGUAUCUUAACCCUUACUCUGUCUAUCUUUCAAUUUAGACAGUACCAUUAACUGUUGAAAGGGGUGCUUACCAAAAAGAUACUGACUGAAUAGCGAACAGUGCAAAUCAUGGUCAGACUGCAUGGAUGUGCAGGCUGAUCAUGAUUUACACUGGUCGCAAAGGCAGAAUCAAUUGUGUCCAGCAUGAUAAUCAUUAACUAUACUGAGUAAAGAUUCAUGAAUUUGUUUAGGGAUGCGCUGAUUAAUUAAAGCCUUGACAGAUAAUAAAUUACUAAAUAAAUAAUAAAAUUUCAAUGUGAACAAUUUUUACAUUACAUCAAUGACCCAUAAAAUCCGCUUAAUUUAUCCGGUAGUUAUAUAUACAUCCAAGGAUCGAACUGCCAUCCUGACUUUUUAAUAACUUAUUUCACUUCCUAGAAUCAAGAAAACUUGCUGUUUGGAUGAAAUCUGAGUCUUAGUGGAAUAUCUUAUUUUAAUCAGUAUUAACAUAUAGCCUGCUGGCGGCAAAUGAUUUUGCCUUUGCGACCAGUGCAGACCAAGAUCAGUCUGCACAUUCAUGCUGGUUCAGUUGAUCAUGGUCAACACUGUUCACUAUUCAGUUAAAAAAAAAAAUCAGUGAACACCCCUUUGAAAAAUAAGUGGUUCUGCUCAUAUUGAAUGAUGGGCCAGUCCAUUUUAGAAAUUUAGCAGGGUAAAGGUUAAAAUGACGACCAAGCUAUUGUUGUGCUGUUUCAAUGAUAAUGAAAAUUUUGCCUGAUUACCAACAUUAGAAGUUACCUUAAGAGAAAUAAGUGUUUUCAUUUAAAUUUUUAUUGUUAGAACUUGGCUCUUAUGUUUCUAUACAGCAUACACCCUUGCUUUGAAAGAUUAACACUAUUCCUACAUUUUCUAAUAGUAAACAAAUUCAUUUCUCUCCAUGGGUAUUGUACAUUAUCUGAAACUAGUCUCAAUUUCAAUGUAAGAUAUUGUGUUUGAUCUGAAAAUGUUCAUAUAUGAGGACACUGAAGUUAUUCAUCCUUUCUCCAAAUGAUUAGCUUUAAAGGAAUCUACUUGCCAAUUAGACUACUCUUUUCUCUAAAAAAAAUCCGUAAGUUAACUAGACUAAUAAGUGAGUCAAUAUCAAUGACCUAAUAAAAUAAACAAACAUGUUUGUAAGCACGAAUGGUUCCAAACUGAAGGUGAUCCAUGCUCAAUAAUAAUGACAAAAUACAAUACAUAUUGCAUAUCCGUAGCCCUGCCCAACCUAUAAACUGGGCCAGUCUAUGUUAUAAGUACAACAACACUGUUCAGUGUUCACCCUUUCAAACAAGGAGUACUUAUAAAAGAGGUUGCAAAAAACUGGCAAUUUUCAGGUAAUUAAAGAACCCCGUCUUAUAGAAGAGUAGUCUUAUAGACAGGUAAAUGUACAUCUGUCAUUUCUGUGUUACGUUUAAAGAUGUGCUAUGCUCACUUUUUGCUAAAAUAUUUUAUCAUUACAUAUGAAUCUAAAUCACAAAAAAUCUUGGAUAAAAUUAAACAUUAAGUAUUAAAUUGUGCAUAUAGGAAUGUAGUCAGAAUUAUUUGUUCUAACUAGUUACAGCCAUCUGUAGAAAAUAUGCAUUUACAUAUUCAUACUGUGCAUUCAUUAGUGUUUAGUAUUUGAAAGCUAGCUCACAGUAAUGUUUGCUCACACAUGAACAUUUUUAUGUUUAUAUAGAUACAUUGUAUAUAUAUUU